AAGUUAACUGGGCUUAAAAUAUUGUACUAUUAAAAUGUUAAGAAAAAGAUUAAAAUUUGUUUAGUUAUAAUCAUAUGUUCUUUAGCUAAAUUUGUGUUAAAUUUGUCCUACAAAUUAUUGUAUUUUGCAAAAAACUAUACUAUACACAUAUACAUAACAUACGUAAUAUUAUAUAUAGAAAACAAUUUUCUUUCAAUUCCGACUGCUUAUUCAUUUGUAUUGCAACACUGUCGAUUUUGACGUUCUUUAUACACAUAUUUCGCAUCAUCUAUAGUCAUUAAAUUUUUGAUAAAUUCAAUAUUACUUCUGAAUAUAUUAAAUUAUAUAUUUUGAAGUGAAGAACGGAAUUACUAUGCGUUCCCGUUCCCGAACAAGGUCACGGAGCCGUCAUCAUCCACUUGAAAAACGAAAACAUAAUUCGCGUGAACGUGAUAGAAGUGAAAGAGUAAGGAGUCAUGGUAGACGUAGGCAUACACGUUCAAGAACUAAAUCACAGACACAUUCACGCUCUCGUUCAAGAUCAAUAACACGUAUAGGAUCCGUUGAAAGUCGCCGGGAUAAGUAUCAACCGAGAGAAAAUCAUCGCUCGAAAUCAAGGUAUAGAAGGAGUACUAGUCGUUCUGUUCCUGCAGACGAUAAACAAAAUGUUGAACGUUGGCCCAAUGAUAAGUAUCAUGAAAAUAAUUAUGGUGGGCGGCAGAGCAACCCUUUUCGAAGUGGAAACGGUGGAAAUAACCAUCUGCAGAAAAUGUCUUCUAACUACUUGGAAGCACGACGGGAGCAACGUGAAUUGAUCGGUGUAGAAGGUUCUGAGGAUGUAUGGAGUAAAAGCCCAGCUCAUCCCGAAAUAUAUUCAGACGAUGAACUAAACGAUCCUGAUGUUAAAAUUCUAGAUAGUACUUACAAAAAGCUAAAAAAGAAGAAAAGUAAGGCUAAAAAGAAGAAAUCGAAAAAAUCAAAGAAACAUAAAUCUAAUAGCAAAAAGAAUUCUAAAAGCAAACGUAGUAAGAAGAAAAAAAUGUCGAGCUCCAGUGAUACAUCCAGUACAAGUUCAGAUUUCUCUGCAGAUGAAAGUUCUGAUAGUGAUAGUUCGGAAAACGAAAGCUCUUCAGACUCCGAUACUGAAGCGGUGGACAUAUGGUUGGAAAAGACGGUAGACGGAGUCAAGUCAUUAAAAAAGAAAACAAAAACCAAAAAAUACAAAAAAAAUAAAAAACGCUCUAAAAAUGAAGCCAGCAAAUCUAGUUUAGACAGAAUACGAUCUUUACACGAUGUUGGCGUCGGUGGUGAAGAGUUCGGACCGACACUAAGGCAAACCAGUGGUCUAAGCCAGAAGGAUUUUGGACGUGCUCUUUUACCUGGUGAAGGUGCCGCCAUGGCUGCGUAUAUUGCAGAGGGAAAACGAAUUCCACGUAGAGGUGAAAUUGGUUUGACAUCCGAGGAGAUUGCCAACUUUGAAUCCGUUGGUUAUGUUAUGAGCGGUAGUAGACAUCGCCGCAUGGAAGCAGUACGUAUUCGUAAAGAAAAUCAAAUAUAUUCUGCAGAUGAAAAAAGAGCUUUAGCCAUGUUUAGCAAAGAAGAGCGACAGAAGCGUGAAAACAAAAUUUUGUCACAAUUUAAGGAAAUGAUUAAUUCCAAGUUGCACGCGAAGGAUAAGAAAUGAUGUGUGUAUAUACUAUAUAACUAAAUAAAAAGAAAAAUUACCCUCACUUUUUAAUUAAGUGAAAUCAUUAUAAACUAAA
Molecule: messenger RNA, 1742 nt
Organism: Bactrocera oleae (olive fruit fly)
Lineage: Eukaryota; Metazoa; Arthropoda; Insecta; Diptera; Tephritidae
Product: NKAP family protein CG6066
Biological process (GO): regulation of gene expression
Cellular component (GO): nucleus
Molecular function (GO): chromatin binding
Source: RefSeq, a predicted model, not a curated record